This is a messenger RNA of Fopius arisanus, 3070 nucleotides long. RefSeq names its product membrane alanyl aminopeptidase. Gene Ontology annotation, cellular component: cytoplasm. Lineage: Eukaryota; Metazoa; Arthropoda; Insecta; Hymenoptera; Braconidae. The transcript is spliced from 10 exons. Gene Ontology annotation, molecular function: metalloaminopeptidase activity; peptide binding; zinc ion binding. Bases 226 to 2982 code for a protein of 918 amino acids. The record is from RefSeq and is a predicted model, not a curated record. Gene Ontology annotation, biological process: peptide catabolic process; proteolysis.
UUCAUGGAUAAUAUCAGAAUCGAUUGUACUGAGUAUCCACAGUAUCUGUUGUGUUUGCCAAUACACGAUGAGCUCCUGCAUAUUCAUGGAUUUUUGAGAAGGUCAAUGAAUAGGUCUUUCGAAUUUUGAGCUGCAGUCUUCAUUCAACUUUCGUAGCUCGAGUAUUUCACGAAGCAUUUCUCACUCUUCAAUCUUCACUCAACUAUGUCAUAGAACUCCGAAAGGAUGGAAAAUCAAUUUAUCAGGAUUUUAUUACUAAUCAUCACCGUAAUAUCGCCAUCGUCACCAUUGUACAGCCCCACGGAAUAUGAGGCUCAAUUGGUAGCCAAAGUUAUUGGGUAUCGAUUACCCACUAAUACAGCUCCAAGAUUAUACAUCUUGAAAUUAGAGCCUCACAUUGAUGAUAAACUCUUCACCUUUGAUGGCACCAGUAGCACUGUCUUCGAGGUGCUUGAUCCGACAUCGAGUGUAACUUUACAUGCCGCUGCGUCAAUGAAAAUUGAUGAGACGUACACCAACCUCGUGCAUAGUAAUGGUACAGAGGAAAAACCUGUUUCUCAGAAAUACAACUCAAAUCUGCAAUUCUUUAAUCUUCGAUUCUCUAAUGAAUUGAGACUGGGAAAUUACACGUUGAAACUGAAAUGGAAGGGAGAUGAUUCCACCUGGUUACGAGGAUUCUACAGAGCAUCGGAUAUUAAUGAUUACGGAAAAUCUCAGUACAUGGUGGCGACGCAUUUUGAGCCAGUAACAGCUCGAAAUGCUUUUCCCUGUUGGGAUGAGCCGGGUGUUAAGGCUGAAUUCGAAAUAUCUCUGAAGCAUUACGACAAUUAUACAGCGCUCUCGAAUAUGCCUGUGAGAGAGGAAACAUCGAGUGAGGAUGGAAAGGUAUGGACGCACUUCCAGAGGACUCCAGUCAUGUCAACUUACUUAGCAACAUUCGUUGUGGCUCCUUACACCAGUGAUACAAAUAGAGAUGGUAAUAUGACGUUCUGGGUACCGUCGAAUAAACUGGGGUCCAUCACUGUUAGUUUGGAAUUGAGUCCCAUGGUUGUCGAUGCGAUGCAAAAUUAUACCGGAAUUCCUUACUCCCUGCCUAAACUGGAUGCUGUUUUCGUUCCUUCGUAUUCCUCUGGAGCAACCGAACACUGGGGUCUCAUCAGUUACGUGAAUUACGUCUUAUUUGAGCCAGGUGUUAGCACACAUCGACAGCUGAUAGCGACUGUAUCAAUAACAGCUCAUGAAAUUAUUCAUCAGUGGUUCGGAAAUUUGGUGACUCCUACGUGGUGGAGUGAUCUAUGGCUGAGUGAAGCCUUUGCUGUUUAUCUGGCACCUAAAAUUAUCGAUAAGAUUAUACCCAAUUUCCACGCAAUGGAUCUCUUCGUCACUGAAACUGUUAAUCGUGUAUCAUUUGAAGCAGAAAAACACAACAGUGAUCCCCGUCCCAUCAGAUGGGUGCCUGAUUCUCCGGAGGAAGUUCGUCGCAUGUUUUCUUCUGUAACCUAUCGAAAAGGAGCUGCUGUACUUCGAAUGCUGGAGCACAUGAUAACCGAGGAGGCAUUCCAUCUGGGCAUAAUGAAAUAUCUCGAUAAACACCAAUACGGGUCAGUAGAAGCCAACGAUUUAUGGCGAAGUCUUCAGGACGGAUACAAUGAGAAAAAAGUGGCCCCUCAUUUGAAUAUAAAGGAAAUCAUGAAUCCGUGGGUGGAGCAGACUGGAUAUCCACUCCUAAAUGUCACACGAGAUUAUAAAACUGGAUUCACCAGUAUAACUCAGAGCAAUGCCUUGGAUCCAGAAUCUGAAAAUCUUUGGACAAUUCCCAUAAAUUAUGCAACAACAUCACGACCUGAUUUCUCUUCAACUCGCCCGAUGCAUUUUAUGCGACGUGCAAACGAGAGUUUCACGAUUUAUGGAAUUGAUAGAAAUGAUGGGAUAAUUAUGAAUAUUCAGCAAACAGGUUUUUAUCGAGUCGAUUAUGAUUGGCAAAAUUGGGAGCGUAUCGUUGCAUAUCUGAAUUCGGAAAAUUAUCACAAAAUUCAUGUUCUAAAUCGUGCCCAAUUGCUUCAUGAUGUCGCCUAUUUUGCGGAUAAAGAUGAACGCUAUUAUGAACUAUUGCUGGAUAUGGCGGCUUAUCUACGCAGAGAAACAAACUUCCUGCCUUGGGCGGCUAUUUCCGCAGUGAUGGACCGAUUUGCAAUGCCGUUGAUGAAUACAUCCACCUAUGAGUUCUUCAGAAGUUUUAUGUUACAUCUUAUGAAUAAUAUAGUAGAUCAUGUUGGAUUCGAAGAACGCGUACUGGUCGAUGACAAUUUAGUGGCUCUGACGAGGGCUGAGCUUUUCACGUGGGCAUGUGCUUUCGGUCAUGAAGGAUGCAAAGCCAUAGCUCCAAUUAAACUCAUGGACAUUCUCCAUGGAAAACUCUCGGAAUCGGUUAGGAAGGAGAAUCCAUGGAUUUACUGUACUGCCCUAGCUAAUGCCAACGAAACCCUGUGGGAUCUUGUGAUGAACGCCCAUUGGGCAAAUCCUGUGGAACACAAUGCUUUCCAGUACCUGGGGUGUACAAAAAAUCAUCAUUUGAUUAAAAAAUAUCUCACUCUAGCUUUUGCAGAAAAUGCCACUCUUUUGUCCAACGAUGUGGGCGAGGCAUUGCAAUCCAUGAUUAUGGGACCAGUGGAUAAUUACAACUUUGGGCUUGACUAUUUUAUUGAAAACAUUGAUUCCAUACGACAGUAUAUGAAUGAGAGAGGUGCGACUUACAUUAUCCAGAAACUUUGUGAUGGCUUUGCAAGAGGAACUAAAACCCUGAGCCAAUUUGAAAAGUUGACAAAAUUUCUCAAUAAAGAAACUGAAAAUGGAAAAAUCAGCAAUAUCAGGGACUUCAUUGACCUAGCAAGAGAAUCCAUGAGGACUUCUGAGAACACAGUGGCAUUAUUCAACUCCAUUUUACGAAAAAAACCAUAUCUUGUAAAUUUCGUAGAGCAUUAGAGUGUAAAUAUGGCGGUCAGCAGAUUCCACCAACUGUAAAUUCGGAAUAAUCAGAAAUUUUUUUAAUAAAUGUACCCUUUUCUCAUUA